AUGCCUGCAAGGCCCGUUUCCCUUUCUGCUCGCUCGCGCUGCUUACUCCGCGCGCCCAAACAUUCUCAGCGCCAGCCUUUCUCGACACGGGCCCCCCUCUCCGGCGCUCAUGAGCCACACUAUGACCCCCCGACAGGCUGGCUGUGGGGAGUUAAACCUGGGCAGAAAUAUGUAAAGGAAGGAUGGGAGGGUCUAUGGACGUAUGGGUUUGUCGGAAGUUUGGUGGUUGCCGGAAUUGCAUAUGCAUUUAAGCCGGACACCUCGAUACAAACGUGGGCUUUGGAAGAAGCGAGACGACGACUCGAAAAGGAAGGCAUUCUCGAGGAUCCCGACACUGUGCGAAAGGAAUGA
Molecule: messenger RNA, 351 nt
Organism: Uncinocarpus reesii 1704
Lineage: Eukaryota; Fungi; Ascomycota; Eurotiomycetes; Onygenales; Onygenaceae
Exons: 2
Coding region: 1-351 (116 amino acids)
Source: RefSeq, a predicted model, not a curated record